Molecule: messenger RNA, 6189 nt
Organism: Cygnus atratus (black swan)
Lineage: Eukaryota; Metazoa; Chordata; Aves; Anseriformes; Anatidae
Gene: HGF
Product: hepatocyte growth factor
Exons: 19
Coding region: 243-2291 (682 amino acids)
Biological process (GO): hepatocyte growth factor receptor signaling pathway; negative regulation of apoptotic process; positive regulation of protein phosphorylation
Molecular function (GO): signaling receptor binding; serine-type endopeptidase activity
Source: RefSeq, a predicted model, not a curated record
UCUCCUCCUCCCCGCCAGCCCGCCGGAGGGGGGGCCGCCGGCACCAUGUGGGCCACCCAACUCCUGCCAGCCUUGCUGCUCCAUCAGCUGCUGCUGCUUCCCAUCACCAUCCCUGCGGCAGGUGUGAAUUUUUGCAUUGAGGUAUAGAACAUACCCAGUGUCGGGACUGAGUGGUAUGAUGAUAGGAUGGUAAAGGAAAAAGGAGAAAUCCUCUUCAUGACUACAAAAAAACAGGAGAGUUGAUGCUCAUCAAAGUAAACAAAACACUGGAAGUUAAAACCAAGCUGUUAAAUACCACUGAGCAGUGUGCCAAGAGAUGCAGCAGGAACAAAGGUCUUUCAUUCACUUGCAAGGCCUUUGCUUAUGACAGAGUUACAAAACGGUGCCAUUGGUUAUCCUUCAACAGCUUGACAAAUGGUGUGAGAAAGAAGCAAGACCAUGCGUUUGAUCUGUUUGAAAAGAAGGACUAUGUCAGGAAUUGUAUAAUUGGAAAAGGAGCAGAUUACAAAGGGACGAUAUCUGUCACCAAAAGUGGUAUUCAGUGUCAGGCCUGGAACUCAAUGAUUCCCCAUGAGCACAGCUUUUUGCCUUCGAGCUAUCGGGGUAAAGACCUGCGGGAAAACUACUGCCGAAACCCCCGAGGGGAAGAGGGAGGGCCGUGGUGUUUCACCAUCAGCCCAGAGACACGCCACGAAGUCUGUGACAUCCCCCUCUGCUCAGAAGUUGAAUGCAUGACCUGCAACGGAGAGAGUUACAGAGGGCCAAUGGAUCAUACCGAGUCAGGCAAGGAGUGUCAGCGCUGGGAUCUUCAGAGACCACACAAACACAAAUUUCGCCCUGAGAGAUAUCCUGACAAGGGCUUUGAUGAUAAUUACUGCCGCAAUCCUGAUGGCAAGCUGAGACCAUGGUGCUACACUCUUGACCCUAACACCCCCUGGGAGUUCUGUGCAAUUAAAAUGUGUGAUGCAGGUAUCAUGAACAGCACAGAGGCAGUGGCUGAGACAACAACGUGCAUCCAGGGGCAGGGUGAGGGCUACCGCGGCACAGUCAACACCAUAUGGAGUGGAAUCCAGUGCCAAAGGUGGGACUCGCAGUUUCCUCACCUGCACAACAUCACUCCUGAGAACUUCAAGUGCAAGGAUUUGAGGGAGAACUACUGCCGAAAUCCAGAUGGAUCUGAAUCACCCUGGUGUUUUACUACUGACCCAAACAUCCGGAUUGGUUAUUGCUCCCAGAUUCCUAAGUGUGAUGUAUCAAAUGAACAAGAUUGUUAUCGUGGCAAUGGCAAGAGUUACAUGGGAAAUCUGUCCAAGACAAGAUUUGGGCUAACUUGCUCCACGUGGGACAAGAAUAUUGAAGACUUACGUAGGCAUAUACAAAUAUUCAGAGAACCAGAUGUUAGUAAACUGAAGAAAAACUAUUGCCGCAAUCCAGAUGAUGAUUUUCAUGGUCCCUGGUGUUACACAGAUGAUCCUCUCGUUCCCUGGGAUUACUGCCCUAUUUCUCGAUGUGAAGGUGAUACAACUCCUACUACAACCAGCGUGGAUGAUACUGUCAUUCCUUGUGCCUCAACAAAACAUUUGAGAGUUGUAAAUGGAAUCCCAACUCAAACUAACGAAGGAUGGGUGGUUAGUUUGACAUACAGGAAUAAGCAUAUCUGUGGAGGUACUUUGAUAAAGGAAGAGUGGGUUCUAACAGCAAGACAGUGUUUCCCUUCUCGGUACAAAGAUUUGAAAGACUACAAAGCCUGGCUUGGAGUCCAUAAUAUCAAAGGAAAGGGAGAGGAGAAGCAUAGACAAGUUCUGAAUAUCUCUCAGCUGGUAUAUGGUCCUGCAGGGUCAGAUUUGGUCUUGCUGAAACUUAGCAGACCUGCCAUAUUGACAACUUUUGUAGAAAUAAUUCGGUUGCCCAUUUCUGGAUGUACCAUUCCAGAGAAGACCAGUUGCAGUGUUUAUGGAUGGGGAUACACUGGAUUAGUUAACUAUGAUGGCCUUCUCCGAGUAGCAAACCUGGUUAUUUUGGGGAAUGAGAAAUGCAACCAAUGUCUCAAAGGGAAGAUCACUGUGAAUGAGUCAGAAAUAUGUGCAGUGGCUGAAACCAUUGGUGCUGGGCCUUGUGAGCGUGAUUAUGGUGGUCCCUUGGUUUGUGAACAAAACAGGCUGAAAAUAGUAGUGGGUGUCAUUGUUCCUGGCCGUGGAUGUGCCAUUCGAAAUCGUCCUGGGAUUUUUGUUCGGGUCUCAUAUUAUUCCCGGUGGAUACACAAGAUCAUGAUGACCUACAGAAAACCCUAAAAAACUCAAGAACUUCCAUUCACAGAUUUUGGACAGCAUAGAAUUAAUGUGUAAUGUAAAGAUCAACAAUUUUUUAACUACUUGAUAGUCAAGUUUGUUGAGCUUCUUUUAAUAUUUAUGGAUGUCUUCAGUGUUUUGUCUAUCAGUGUUGUUUUAUAAGUAUUGGAGUGACUUACAGUAUAUGCAAGUAUGGUGACAUAUCUCCUGAAGAUACUUGAAUGGGUAAACAAUUUUGCAAAAAUAUUAUUACUGUAUGAUAAAUGGUUUUGUAGAAAAAGAUCAUAUGACCUCUUUUAUGCUGCUCUUCAGAUUAUCUUUAAAGGAGAAACAAAUUAUAGCUUUAUUUAACACAUCUUAUUCUUUCUGUGAGCCAUGUAUUUCUCUUCAUAUAUGAUAAAAGAUCUACUGAGAGAUAUAUACGUCUAUCAACGACAGCAUAUAUGACCAUAUGUCUCUUACCCCUUUAUGAGAGGUCAAAUAUUUCAAUAUUUCAUUGAAAAAUAGUCCCUUUAGAAAUUAGUCUUUUCAUUGUUGACCAAUUUUGACAAGCCUUCCUUCAGUGGAGCUCUCGUAGAAGUUGGUAUCACUUCUUUUUACACAGUACCUAUAGGCUCUAGUUCUGCACUUGGUCCCUUUUAAUUCUAUACUUGGUCCCACAAGAGAUAUAUCAAAAACCCUCUGGAUCAAGGAAGAGAUACAGAAACGGAUUGGUUAGCAAACUAUAAUUUAUUCACAGUUAGUCACAGAAGUAACUGUGAAUUUACAAUGCUAAAAAGUGUAUCUGAUAAGACUUAAAAAAAAUAAUCUUGAUUAAACAUUGACAGAUUUUUGCCGUUAAAAGAAAUUUCAACUAAAUAUGCCCAAAUCUUUCUCAAGAGGCAAGUGUUAAAAAUUCACAUGCUCCUAGGUAUUUCAUUAAAAUAACUCUGUUUAUAUCAGGAAGAAGUAUAGUUGAAUCUAACACCUGACUGAGAGACUUAGUACUGGUAAAAGUUAGUUAUACGUUGAUAGUCUUUUCAGAGACUUCAGAUAUUUGAUAAGACCUUACCUUAGAUUGGUCAAAAACAUAUCCUUUGUAUAGGUCCUUUCAGGGUAAUAAAAUUAUUGCAGGGAUCUGAUCUUGUAUGAAAUAUGGAAAACAUCUCUAGUUGUUUAGUAUCUUGUGUUUCCUGCCUGUAUGUAGAACUAUCAUUCCUUUAUGUUGAUUGGGAAAGGGAACAACUAUUCAGCAUCUGUGAAAACUGCUUGUUCUGCUUCAGGCAUUUAGUUGUAUGUCUGGAAUCAUUACACAAUUAGCAGACGACAAUAUGUUAUUAUAGGGGGUUGUAAUUUCUGGAAAGCCGAUACAACAUAUAUCCAGUUAUUUUUACUACUGUAAUCGCAUAAGUAACUGCACUGUUACUUCACUUGUGACUAUGUAAUUGUAUAUGUUUCCAGUAGCAAAUUGUAAGGUAUGCAUAUCGUAUCUAACUGCAUAGCCACUAAGCUGACAUCAUGAUGUAUAUAUACAAAAGACCAUUUCAUUUAAUUCAAAAAAUGCAGGGCUGAAUUCUGCCCCAGCAGAAAGUAACAGCUUCAGGGGAGCUGUCACGGGAGGCAGUGCUCAUGUUGACUCACCAAAUUAUUUUCUUCAGCAGUGCGCUUUGACUUCAGUGGGACUCAAAUACGCUGGUGGACUAGGAUGAGUUUCGGCCCAUGCUUAAGUGGCUUGGCUUACUGAGAUUUGUGUCAAGCAUCCAGCAGUUUACUGGUGCAUAGAAAGAAGUCUUUUAGCAAGCAGAACUUCUGAAAUUUCUCCUGAUGUAAAUAGUCUCUUUGGACAAGAUGCAACUUCCCUGUACAAGGGAUCUGAGGUUGUGGAUGCUACACGGAUAGUCUGUCUUGAUCUAUUCUGUUUGCCUCUGAAGGCUUUAUGUUCCUUUUGGGCUCUCUCACUCACCAGGCCUAAAGAGGGCAGGAUUUAGCCUGUUGUAUUUACAAUUAAUUAUUGCCAUGUAUGUAAACGGUGUAUUCUUACUAAGUAUAUACGGACCAUAGCAUACUGAAAGGAUUAACUUUUUAAGAGAGACUUUUGAAAAAACUCCAAGUGAGUUUUGUUAUCAAUCACAAGUAGAAUGUGGAUGAAAUAUAUAAUUCCAUGUUCACUUUUUGUAUUCUAAGAAUUAUGUGCUCACUGUAUUAUAUUUGCAGGCAUUUUAAGUCCAUCUAAAAAAUUGAACCCUAAAAUAUUUUAGUUAUAAGCUUCUGCUGUGCAGAAGACUGUGAUUUAUAUAUAUAUAUACACACACAUAUAUAUAUAUAUGAUAAAAAUACUGUUUUUUGUUAGACAACGUGUAAGGAUUUUUACCUGUUUGUUCUGGGCAGCGCCUCAGUAAAAUUUUUGCAGAGUUGCUGCUCCAGAACUUAACAUGUUUGUAUGCACUUGCUCAUCAGGUGUUCUUGCUCUCCCUAACUCAGUAUCGAGGGCACAUGAGGCUCUGAAGAGCAAGUGAAGAGAAAAAUAAUGAUAUGUGGUAAUGAAUUUGUACUUCAUUUAUUCCUGUGAAUAUUUCUUGUUGGUACCAAUGGUACCGUACCAGGCAACUGUUAUAACUACAGGAUUCUCUUAAGAAAGUACACUCUAUAGAUACUUUUUUUUUUUAUUGUUCUAACAUAUUUCUCUCUAUAAUAACAGGGGGACCUGAUCUAGUGCCCAUCUAAAUUUCUGGAAGGCCUCUUACUAACUUCAGUGGGAUCUGGAAUUUACUUUGUAGAUGUGAUUUUACUCAUAUUAAAAUUAAAGGGUACAGAACUUAAACCCUUAUCUAAGAAGAACAUUCUUAGACUCCAUUGAAUGUCAUCUUCAUUUUCCUUACUGCAACUAGUUCAUGGACUCUGAAAAGUGUAAUAACUGGAUAUGAAAUUUUGGGAUUCAAACCUAAGACCUGAUUUGCGCUACUGAAGUUAGUUUGAAUUAAUUACUGAUUUUCUUUGGUCAUUGGAACUGACUGACACUUCUUCCUUUCAUUAAUCAAUAUAUUUUUCCCUUAAAAAAGCUUUUUCCCUAUUUCUUUUUCCCUCAUAAACCUCAUGACUCUCAGAGAAACUGUUGCUCUCAUUGGGAAUGUACUAGUCCAGAUUUUUGCUGCUAUUGCUGAAAUCUUCUCUAGCAUUAGACUAAAAUUCCCGGAGGCAUUCUGCAGAUCUUUGUUGUUUGUAAUGCCAAUGUACUUGACAGAGAUACUCACUUUUUCAGGUGAGGGUCCAAAGAUGUCUCUGAGGGUCAAAAUCUACUCAGGCAAAAUGUCCCUUGAAAUCAGUGAAUGUGAUUGUCAAAAAGCGGGGGCUGAAAUUUGCUCAAUGCUUUUCCCUACAGCUGUGCACUGAACUAUAUGCAUCCUUGUACACCGAAAAGCACACCAGUUCUGGACUUCACAGCAACUGAAACAGCAGGCGAGGCUUUAUUGCCAUCCUUCUGGAAGGCUGGUUGUAAAACAGUUCACCCCCAUGGAACCUGUAUAAAACCAGUAGGAUUGGUUAUUUAGUCUUCUUUCCUUAUUGAUUAUUUUCUUCCUCCUUUACGUGCACUGGUAUAUUAUUGUUUUAUGAAUGUUGGGGCUGCUGGCAGGAACUGACAUGGCUUUUCAUCCUAAUAUUUUAUGGUGUUCCUUUUUAGAUAUACUCUUGGGCAUUUAUGUAUGGUGUUUCUUUGUGUGGGAUCUAACUUCAGGGAGCUGCCUCUGGAAUUCAGUGUAUGAUAAGAGUAUUUUUUCAUAUUUAAGUGAGAAAAUUAAUGCUCCCAUUAAAGACAACUAGUUGAAAGCCUAAUGAAAAGGGAACACUGUGGUUAUAACUUGUAUUGCAAAUCUUCUGUAAUUAAUGGCAUCUUAAUUAGUUAAUAAAGUCGGUAUUUUUGUAA